AUGAACUAUAUGUACGGAUUUGAUACUCAGACGUUCAAUAAUUUGUCUUUGAAUCCAUCACAAGUUCAAAAUAAUAAUAACAGCAGCAACAACAAUAAUAAUUCAAAUGCUAUUACUUGCUCGAAUCAGAUGAAACUGGAGUUUCAAAUCAAAGAAACCCAAAUCGAAUCCCUAGAACAAGAAGUACAGACUUUGAAAAGACUGUUGGAAAAUACAAAUACAAAUAGCAAUAAACAGAUCUCAUCAACGAAUAAUGGUUCUGGUGAAUCUGCUACCGUUCAGAUUCCUAAUAGUGUUGAGGAAGUGUUUGUAUUAUUAUCACAAUCAUUAGCUGAAAAAGACAUACAAUUACAAGAAACUAAAGACACAGUAGAAUCGUUAAUUACUGCAAUCACUUUGAAUCCAACAAACAAUAUCACAAAGGAAGGUAGGUACGAUCCACAAACUGUAGCACAUAAAUUGAUGAAUAGAUUAGAGAUUCUCGCGAGAGAAAAUAAAGAAAUGGGUCAAAUGUUAUCAUAUGGGAGAUCACAAGAGAUGUCAAUUCAACUGAAUUUGCUAUCAAAAGAGAAUGAAGACCUUAAGAAACGUAUUGCAAAACUAGAAUAUCAAGGGAGAAACUCAACUUAA
Maudiozyma barnettii is the source of this 630-nucleotide messenger RNA. It is a transcript of the gene MUM2, whose product is annotated as Mum2p. The record is from RefSeq and is a predicted model, not a curated record. Gene Ontology annotation, cellular component: nucleus. Gene Ontology annotation, biological process: regulation of alternative mRNA splicing, via spliceosome. The transcript has a single exon. Lineage: Eukaryota; Fungi; Ascomycota; Saccharomycetes; Saccharomycetales; Saccharomycetaceae. Bases 1 to 630 code for a protein of 209 amino acids.